UCACCCCUCACUUCGCCUACGUCCGUCUAGCCUCUACUGCCGGCUGCGAACGCGCCCGAGAGGCUAUUCCCGCCGCUAGGGUGGAACUCUCAAGGAUUCGAUUCUGAAUAAGGACCGCAGUUGAACUCUGUCGUGACGUCCGACGAUCCCAUGGAUCGGCCCAGCCGGUAGCACUCGCGAUACCACUUCGACUGCCCGGUCUGGGGUCUUGGCGACUACGCUAGCUUCCAAGAUGGCCCCGAACAGUGCAACCGUCUCUGGGCUGCUGAGGCAGGCCAUCUACUACCACCUCGACAACUUGGCCUGCGAGAAUGCCCUUUUCUUCGCUGAACGCCUUCACGCCCACGACCCCCGCACUCCCGAGUCUGCCUUUCUCCUCGCUCUCUGUCACUUCCAGCUCGGUGAUUCUCGGUCCGCAUAUGAGGCAAGCAAGCCGUCUGCAUACCGGGGGUUGCACCACGGCUGCGCUUAUGUCUUCGCCCAGGCGUGCUUGGACUUGGAGCGGUACAAAGAAGGGAUAGCAGCACUGGAAAAGACGAGGGGACUGUGGGCUGCCAGGUGUAGCAUCGGAAAGCAUACAUCUUCGGCCAGGACGCCCUACCCGGAUUCGUCUGCGGCUAGCUGCCUGCUGGGAAAGCUCUACCGAGCCUAUGACGACAAGAAGAAGGCCGUGACAUGCUUCGAGGACGCGCUUAAAGCCAACCCUUUCAUGUGGGAUGCCUUUACUAGUCUCUGCGACAUGGGGGUGAGCGUUAGAGUUCCCAUAAUAUUCAAGGCCAGCGAAUCAUUUGCGCGCAACUUCGACCAUGAGCCAAGCGCGAUAACGCUCGAGCCGAAUGGGUCCCUUGCUCCUAAUCAUCCCGAACGCCUCACGAAGAAAAUAGGGAUAGGUCUUCAGCCUGUCAGCAACGAGUCGGACCCAUUCGAGCACCUCCGGCCUACGGCGUUUCAGGAUGUCUCUAGCAAAAACUUGGUUUUCGCUGAGCCUGGUGAGAAUGACCUGAUGUCGAAAAUUGUGGCAGCGCAGUCGAGAUACCCUACGCACCAGGGCCAGAGGCCUGGGCCAGAUGGGAUGGAAACUCCCACCGGCCCCGCUGCUGUAGCGCCCGAUGCUCAGAUACCUCGUCUUGCUUACGCCCACGAGCCGCCGCAGGCUCCGGCCCGAAAAACGCGGACGGCUCAGCCGGUCGACUCCGGAUUCCCGGAAGCGCCGCCUAAGAUGAGCUAUCGCUUGAAUUCCAGGAAGAGAGAAAAGGGCCAAGAGCAGGCUGGGGAUCUUUCCGACUCGACGACAAGGGGGCCAGCCUUCUCUCUAGCCGCCACAGGGGGGAAACGGACAGCAUCAGGACACCCUGUGCACGGUCGACCGGUAAAUGGCGACGAGCCGAGGAGGAGUGCGAGGCUCAACGUCUUCCCAAGGUCAGCGGCCUCGAAGACAAACUUGGCACCCCCAACGAUUGGCAUGCCGGCGACCCGUGAGCUCAAGAAGGCUAGGCCCCCGAUAUCGCGGAUCAUGCGUCCAGGUUCUAGCGGAGCCAGCGUUGGAAGGGUAGUCAGCGGCAACCGGAAGCCAAUGGAGGAGAGCAACAUGGAUAUCGACCAAGUCGAUGCUCCGCGUGCGAGAGAGCCGCCUCCCGUGCACGCUCUACCGCCCAAGCCGGUAGAGUCCGAAUCAGUCAAGGUUGACGAAGCGCUAAGGUGGAUCCUAGAACUCUUAAAGAAGCUGGCAUCCGGGUAUCUCCUCUCGUCGCAAUUCCAGUGCCAAGAGGCCCUGAACAGCUACACCUCACUUACCCGCAAUCAUCAGGAUACGCCAUGGGUGCUCGCCCAGAUGGGAAGGGCGCACUAUGAGCAGGCAAACUAUGCGGAAGCCGAGAAGUUCUUCAGGCGCCUUCGUAUCCUGGCUCCAACCCGUCACGAGGACAUGGAAGUCUACUCCACUAUUCUGUGGCAUCUGAGGAAGGAAACCGAUCUCUCGUUUUUGGCUCAUGAGCUAAUCGAUGAUGUAUGGGACUCACCACAGGCCUGGUGUGCGCUAGGAAACGCGUGGUCUUUGGCAUCAGACCACGAGCAGGCCUUGCGCUGCUUCAAGCGGGCAAUCCAGCUGCAUCCCAAGUUUGCAUAUGCAUACACCCUGCAGGGACAUGAGCAUGUGGUCAACGAGGAGUACGACAAGGCUCUCAUGUCAUAUCGCCACGCAAUCUCGGCGGACAAGCGACAUUAUAACGCUUAUUACGGCAUUGGAAAGGUCUAUGAGAAACUUGGGAAUUUCGACAAAGCACUAAGUCACUACCACGCCGCGUUGUUAAUACACCCGAUGCACGCGGUCCUGAUAUGCUGCAUGGGGACAGUGCUGCAACUCCAGAAGCAGAUUGUUCAGGCGAUCCCCUACUUCACGAAAGCCGUCGAGCUAGCCCCCCGCGCCCCCGACUUCCGGAUGAGGAAAGCCCGGGCACUCCUGCACACUGGGCAGUUACAAGCCGCGCAGAACGAACUAAUGAUUAUGAAGGACCUUGCUCCAGAUAGCCCUUGGGUUCACUUCCUCUUGGGGAAGCUGGCCAAGGCACUUCGCGACAAGAAGUCGGCAGUUCGCCACUUCACAAUCGCGCUCAGUCUAGACCCCAAGGCGAGCACACAAAUCAAGCAGGAGAUAGAGAGUUUGGAAGACGACGAUGGCUUGGAUGACUCCAUGAUGCAUUGAUACUCCAUGAUUUAUUAUUGACGACGAUGCUUGGAAUGCGACACGGGCCUCUAUACAGGAAAGAUCACUUUCACGGUGUGUUUGAUGAGAUA
This is a messenger RNA of Lasiosphaeria miniovina, 2793 nucleotides long. RefSeq names its product anaphase-promoting complex subunit-like protein. The transcript is spliced from 2 exons. Gene Ontology annotation, cellular component: anaphase-promoting complex; cytoplasm. Lineage: Eukaryota; Fungi; Ascomycota; Sordariomycetes; Sordariales; Lasiosphaeriaceae. Gene Ontology annotation, molecular function: protein binding. Gene Ontology annotation, biological process: protein ubiquitination; metaphase/anaphase transition of mitotic cell cycle; cell division. Bases 233 to 2701 code for a protein of 822 amino acids. The record is from RefSeq and is a predicted model, not a curated record.